UUCAUUCACCCGGCACCACCGGGCUGCCCUGUGCUGUUGACAUUGCUCUCAUUGCUCUCACUGCCCAUUGCUCGCUCGCUCCGGAUCGGUCCUGUCCACAACAUCGCGCACCGCACCGCACCGCACCGCACCACAGCACACCGCACCUCCCCCUCCCCCUCAACAAGCCGAUCGAAGGUAGGCGCUUUCCCAGCCACCUUCACACCGUCGCCCACCCCAAUCCAACCCACCUUGCAACCUCUGCGCAUCGCCAUCGACCCAAACUCUAUUUGCACAUCGCAACUACCUAUUGUUGCGCAAACGCUCACAGGCGCCCAACCUGUGCUCCGACAUCCCAUCUGCCCGACGCGAUCCCUUCCUUUUCAUCUAAAGACCCCGCAAAACACACACAACCUGGUCGUCAUGGCUUCCUCCGCUCGCAAGAGGCCAAGACAGGAGCCCGAGGAUAACCGGGCCGAGUGCCCAUUCAAGAUCGACGUCGUCAACCCAGAUGACAAGGAUAGCAAGAGAAAGUCAAAGAAGCGCAAGACCGAGGGUGAGGAUGAGGAUGCCACGGCCAAGGUCAACCUCCAGAUGUCGCCCUUCGCGCCCUGCGGCAAGUUCAAGAAACAUGAGACGAUGGACUUGUACUUCAAGGUCAGCCCUCCGAAGAAGUGGACCGACAUGACCAGGUACAACAGUUUUGUUCACGAGCGGUGUGGGCUAACGUUGCACCUCCGGCACAAAGUCAAUGGGGUGAAGUACUUUAGCGAGGGCUUCAUCUAUGUCGCCAAUGAUUCCAGUAUCGAACGGCAAAAGGCUGCCAAUGACAACAAGCCGAUGCAAAUCAGGAAGAAGUCAGAUGACGACUGGGUGGCGCGAAUUCUCGAGAUCCGCGCGAGCGACGAGCACCAUGUUUACGCUCGUAUUUACUGGAUGUACUGGCCAGACGAGCUUCCUGCAGGCACUCUUGACGGGAAGAAGUUUGUUCAAGGGAGGCAGCCAUACCAUGGAAUGAAUGAGUUGGUCGCGUCGAAUCACAUGGAUAUUAUCAAUGUGGUCAGUGUAACGUCUCAGGCGACGGUCAGGCAGUGGUUUGAGGAGAACGACGAGGAGAUUCAACACGCGCUUUACUGGCGACAAGCUUUUGACGUCAGGAGCUACGAACUCUCGUCUGUUGAUUUGGUUUGCCUAUGCAAUACCCCAGCGAACCCCGACAGGAAACUACUCGGAUGCACAGUGGAGGCGUGCAAGAAGUGGAUGCACGAAGAGUGUAUCAUUGAAGACGCUCUCCAGUCGACAUACAAGCGACUCGGUGCCGACAAGCCACACCUGCCCCCUGAGCCUAUCAAGAAGGCCGAGAGCGAAAUCGAAGGCCAGCGUCCGCUAAGCCCAUCCGAUACCGGCGCCGCCGUUUCUGCCCAACAUUCGAUCGACGUCAAGGCCGAAGCAGAGCCAGCACAGAAUGGGAGUGGCAACGUGGACGUUAAGCAAACAGAGGAGGAAGAUGGUCCUACUGCUCCCGAGGAUGCUGCACCCUCCUCAGGCCGUCGUUCAGCGAGCGCAGCCGCCGGCACAGGCACCCCCAGCACCAAGCUGGUUCUCAAAUCAGCGUCGGGUCGGAAGGGUGGGAAGCCGAAAAAGAAGGGGGAGGCAAACGGAGAGACCUCACGGCCAUGGGAGGGGCUCUUUGAAGUCACUCUCAACACAGAAAAGAACGGGCCCCCAGUGCUGGAGUUCAGAGACCUGCGGGAGGGCAUCGUUGGUGGCGAAAAGACGUGGACUGAGCCCGUCAAGUGCCUCCUCUGUGCAACAACGGUUAACUAG
Podospora anserina S mat+ is the source of this 1806-nucleotide messenger RNA. RefSeq lists its product as uncharacterized. The record is from RefSeq and is a predicted model, not a curated record. The annotation marks the transcript as partial. Lineage: Eukaryota; Fungi; Ascomycota; Sordariomycetes; Sordariales; Podosporaceae. Gene Ontology annotation, molecular function: chromatin binding. The transcript is spliced from 4 exons.